This is a messenger RNA of Saprolegnia diclina VS20, 1131 nucleotides long. RefSeq lists its product as hypothetical. The transcript has a single exon. Lineage: Eukaryota; Oomycota; Saprolegniomycetes; Saprolegniales; Saprolegniaceae. The coding region runs from base 1 to 1131 and encodes 376 amino acids. The record is from RefSeq and is a predicted model, not a curated record. Gene Ontology annotation, cellular component: plasma membrane.
AUGCCCAUCAGCAUCAGCGGACGGCGCCUCGUCGCCUUCGUCCUCGCAAUCCUCGCGUCGCUCACGCAGGCCACCCCGCCACCGCUCUUGGGGCCGUCCGUCGACGUGACCCAGUGGACCUGCGUCUCGUCCGAGUCGCGCUACGUCACGGCGCGGCUCACCAACGGCAACCACAACCUCGAGUGCGUCACGACCAACGCGACGACCGACGUGUGUCUCUUUGCGUCGCGCGCCGAGUCCUGUCCGUCGCCGACCGGGUUCAUCUACUCGUGCACCGACUACACGGUCGGGUCCCGCGACCCGACACCGGCCUGCGUCGCGCUCUAUAGCACACUUCUUCGGGGCGACGCGCUCUCGCUGCGGGCAACGGCCCUGUACUUCUACUACAAUGGUCUAACGUGGGGCGUCCGCAUCGUGACAGCGCUCGGUAUGGUGCUUCUCGGCGGCGCCUCGGCCACGCACGGCUAUUACCUCUUCCGGCUCCUUCUCGUGCUCUACGGCCUCGUAGCCUUCUCGCUCGCGUUUGCGUCGCCGCUCGACUGGAUCGACAACUCUACGACCGAGACUCUUCUUUGGGUUGGCGGUGCUAUUCUCUUUGGCCUCUUUUGCGCCGCCUUCUACGCUCUCGCACGGCUCGUCACCGGGGCCAUCGCAGGCGCGACGCUGGCCAUGCUCGUCUUGGACUACGUCCACCUGACGCCGACGUACAUGACCCUCGCCGUGUCUGGGGCAGGUGUUGUCACCGGCUUGAUGACGCUGCGUUGGCCGCGCCCGCUCCUGCUCUUCCACACGGCGUAUCUUGGUGCGAUCGUGGCGGUCUAUGGCGGUACGUUCUUGAGCUAUGCGAUUCCCAACGUGACGCACACCGUGUUUGACGUGGAUCCCGUCCCGACGACGUGGACAAAUGUGUUUGUUGGCAGUCUCUUUCUCCUCGCGCUGCCGCUGCAAGUGUACUACACGGCCAAAGACGUGGUUCAUGGCGAGACGCCCUUCGAGCGAUUGGCGCGAAAAGCUAGCGCGUCGACUGCGUCACCGGCGUACUCGGACGUGCUCGAUCCGUCCGUGGUCGCGGCUCAGAUGGCGGCCAAGGAGCACUGGUUCUUGCAGUGGCUCGCGUGGUCGCGACGAUAA